This is a messenger RNA of Oncorhynchus keta (chum salmon), 4318 nucleotides long. It is a transcript of the gene mcm8, whose product is annotated as minichromosome maintenance 8 homologous recombination repair factor. Gene Ontology annotation, biological process: double-strand break repair via homologous recombination. The transcript is spliced from 20 exons. Bases 258 to 2741 code for a protein of 827 amino acids. Lineage: Eukaryota; Metazoa; Chordata; Actinopteri; Salmoniformes; Salmonidae. Gene Ontology annotation, cellular component: nucleus; MCM complex. Gene Ontology annotation, molecular function: ATP binding; ATP hydrolysis activity; single-stranded DNA binding. The record is from RefSeq and is a predicted model, not a curated record.
AAAUUGCGCCAAAGCUAAAAAAAAUAAAAUAAACAGAACCAUCAUAAACUGAAUACAGAAGCUGUUGUUUUGUUAACUAGCUAACUGUUAGCCAAAUAUAUGGUAUAUAUUUAUAUAUCUACUUUAACGUUAGCUAGUUAAGAAUAUCAUUGCACAUUUAGCUUAUGAAAGAAACGUAACCAAGGAGUAUAUACUAUCCUGUAAAGUUUGUCUUUAGAAGUGACGUUUGUUUCCCAGUUACGCAACUCGGGUGUAAGAUGAGUGGAGAGGGUUCUGCUCACAGCUCCUGCAGAGGAGGGCAGAGGGGAGGGGGAUGGAGGGGAGGAGGAGGGGGAUGGAGGGGAAGACCAUGGAGAGGAAACUCACGCCCCCCCAGUGCUCAAAGAGGGUCCUCUCAGUCCCGUGUGUCUCAGACCACCCUGGACAGACUCUCUCCCUAUAAAGGCUGGGCCCUCUACUUCACUGAAGGUUUCAUAGAUAGUUCUCCGUAUGUGGAGAAGAUCAAAGUGUUUGAACAGUACUUCACCUCACAGAUACACCUCUAUGACAAAGAUGAGAUUGAGCGUCAGGGCAGUGUGUUGGUGGACUAUAAGGCUCUUGUUGAGGAUAAGGAGGUGUGUAUGGCUCUUCCGGACCUGUCCAAUCAGCUGAGAGAACAACCAGAGACCACCCUCAACUGUCUGGGCCUCGCCAUACACCAGGUUUUGACGAUGGACUUGGAGAGACACGCUGCAGAGUUACAGGGGGAAGGGCUUUCUGGGGGAGCCACACCCAUCAUUAACAUACCCCACAUCAGCGCCAGGUUGUAUAACUAUGAGCCAUUGACAGCCCUGAGGACGCUGCGUGCGAGUGUGUUUGGUCGGUUGGUGUGUGUGAGGGGGACCGUGGUACGUGUCAGCAACAUCAGACCACUCUGCACACGCUUGGCUUUCACCUGCUCCGGCUGCUCACACACACACACACUCACCCUGCCACACGGCAAGUUCACCACGCCCACCAAGUGUGUGCAGCCACAGUGUCGCAGUCGUUCUUUCGUCCCCAACAGGAGCUCCCCUCUCACCCUCACUGUUGACUGGCAGAAUAUCAAGGUCCAGGAGCUGAUUGGAGGAGAGCAGAGGGAGGCAGGGCGGAUCCCUCGGACGGUGGAAUGUCACCUGACCUCUGACCUCUGUGACAGUGCGGUCCCUGGAGACACCGUUACUAUUACUGGAACAGUCCGAGUCAGCCAAGAUGACGGCGGCAGCAGGGGGAAGAAGGAUAAGUGUAUGUUCCUGCUCUACAUUGAGGCCAACUCCGUCAGCAACUCUAAAGGUCAGAAAGUGAAGGAGGCUGGAGGUCAGGGGUCAUCUGGAGGUGAAAGGUCAUCAGGGAUAGAGUUCUCUUUGAAGGAGCUGUACGCCAUCCAGGAAAUACACAGCCAACCUGAUCUACUGAAGCUCAUCGUACACUCGUUGUGUCCAGCCAUCUAUGGCCACCUGUUAGUAAAAGCAGGCCUGUCCUUAGCGUUGUUUGGAGGCAGUCAGAAGCAUGCUGAUGAUAAGAACAGGAUUCCCAUCAGAGGAGACCCUCAUAUACUGGUGGUGGGAGACCCUGGCCUGGGGAAGAGUCAGAUGCUACAGGCGGUGUGUAAUGUGGCUCCCAGGGGGAUCUAUGUGUGUGGUAACACUACCAGUACGUCAGGGCUGACCGUUACUCUGUCCAGAGACGCCGGCUCUGGAGACUACGCACUCGAGGCUGGAGCUCUGGUACUAGGAGACCAAGGGCUGUGCUGUAUAGAUGAGUUUGAUAAGCUGGGCCAUCAGCAACAAGCGUUACUAGAGGCCAUGGAGCAGCAGACCAUUAGUCUGGCUAAGGCUGGUCUGGUGUGUUCCCUACCUGCUAGGACCUCUGUUAUCGCUGCUGCUAACCCUGCUGGAGGACACUACAACAGGGCCAAGACGGUCUCCGAAAACCUCAAGAUGGGCAGUGCCCUCCUUUCGAGGUUUGACGUGGUCUUCCUCCUAUUGGAUGUUCCUGAUGAGUCGCAUGACCGCCGGCUGUCGGAACAUGUCAUGGCCGUCAGGUCAGGGAAGGGAGGGGCUUCAGGUGCCGUGGUUACACGAGGAGACUACCAUCAAUCACAGAGCUCGCUGCUGGAGCCCUCCGACACACCUCUUUCUGACCGGCUGCAGGUGUGUCCAGGGGAGUGUGUAGACCCCAUCCCCCACUCCCUGCUGAGAAAAUAUGUUGGUUAUGCCCGUCGCUACGUUCAUCCCUCGCUCUCUACUGCCGCUGCCCAGACGCUCCAGGACUUCUACCUCUCCCUACGCUCACACACACACCCCGUCGACAGCACACCCAUCACCACACGCCAGCUGGAGUCCCUCAUCCGCCUCACCGAGGCACGGGCGAAGCUGGAGCUCAGAGAGACAGCUACCAAGAGUGACGCUGAAGACGUAGUGGAGAUCAUGAAACACAGUCUGGCAGAUACCUUCUCUGAUGGUAGUGGAGGUCUGGACUUUGAGCGGUCAGUACUGGGUGUUGGGAUGAGUCAGCGUUCGGCUGCCAAGAGAUUUAUCACUGCGCUCAACACACACGCUCAGCGCACACACACCAUGUUGUACGACCUUACACAGCUACGCAGCCUGGCCAAGGACCUCAACAUACAGGUUGCAGACUUUGAAGGUUUCAUCAGUUCUCUGAAUGAACAAGGCUACCUGCUGAAGAAAGGACACAGACAGUACCAGCUACAGACUAUAUAACACACAAACAUCAUUUAAAGACCUGCUGUUACAUAAUGCAAUACACAUGUUUUGUAAAGAAUUGGUUGUUUUAUUUGUGAAUUGUUCCAAUACUGAGAUGUAUAUCUGUACAGAACCAGUCAAAAGUUUGGACACCUACUCAUUCCAGGGUCUUUAUUUAUUUUUGACUAUUUUCUACAUUGUAGAAUAAUAGUGAAGACUACAUCAAAACUAUGAAAUAACAAAUAUGGAACCCUGUAGUAACCAAUAAAGUGUUAAAUCACAAUAUAUUUAAUAUUCUUUAGUAGCCACCAUUUGCCUUGAUGACAGCUUUGCACACUCUUGGCAUUCUCACCAGCUUCACCUGGAAUACUUUUCCAACAGUCUUGAAGAAGUUUCCACAUAUGCUGAGCACUUGUUGGCUGCUUCUUCUUCACUCUGCUGUCCAACUCAUCCCAAACCAUCUCAAUUUGGUUGAGGUCAGGUGAUUGUGGAGGCCAGGUCAACUGAUGCAGCACUCCAUUACUCCUUGGUCAAAUAGCCCUUACACAGCCUGGAGGUGUGUUGAGUCAUUGUCCUGUUGAAAAACAAAUGAUAGUCCCACUAAGUGCAAACCAGAUGGGUUGGCAUAUCAGUGCAGAGUGCUGUGGUAGCCAAGCUGGUUAAGUGUGCCUUUGAUUUAUUUAGAAUUUGACUGUUUAACCAGCAAAGCACCCCCAGACCAUCACACCUCCUUUUCCAUGCUAAACGGUGGAAACCACACAUGUGGAGAUCAUGCUUUCACCUACCUACUUGUGGUCCUUCUGUGGCUCAGUUGGUAGAGCAUGGCGCUUGUAACGCCAGGGUAGUGGGUUCGAUCCCCGGGACCACCCAUACGUAGAAUGUAUGCACACAUGACUGUAAGUCGCUUUGGAUAAAAGCGUCAGCUAAAUGGCAUAUAUUAUAUAUUAUGGCAUAUAUUACUUAAAUCUCCCAUUUGGAAUCCAGACCAAAGAACAGAUUUACACUGGUCUAAUGUCCAUUGCUCGUGUUUCUUGGCCCAAGCAAGUCUCUUCUUAUUAGUGUCCUUUAGUAGUGUUUUCUUUGCAGCAAUUUGACCAUGAAGGUCUGAUUCACAGUCUCUGAACAGUUGAUGUUGAUGUGUCUGUUACUUGAAAUCUGUGAAGCAUUUAUUUGGGCUGCAAUUUCUGAGGUUGGUAACUCCAAUGAACUUAUCCCCUGCAGGUAACUCUGGGUCUUACUUUCCUGUGGCGGUCCUCGUGAGAGCCAGUUUCAUCAUAGCGCUUGAUGUUUUUUUUUGCGACUGCACUUGAAACUUUCAAAGUUCUUGAAAUAUUCCAUAUUGACUGACUUUCACCUUGAGUAGGUGUGUCCAAACUUUUGACUGGUACUGUAUAUUAAUAUAUAAAGGGUUAAUACAUUAAUGAAUCUGUUUGAAUAUGAAUUCCUGACCAAUGUUAAUGUAUUUUGACUAUUUGUAUUGUGCAAAUCUUGUAAUUUAACUGCUCUGGGGACGAAUGUGAUAAAAUAAAUAAGCUAGAAAUAUUAUGGACAUUUUGAUCAAAUAAAGUAAAUGUUGAAAAUAUUAGGAACAACAA